CUCGGCCCGGCGUUCCCGCUGUACCCGGCUCCGGCUCCUGCUCCCGACGCCGCACGUCUAUCCCGCUUGGGUAACUUAUUCCACUUUGGAGUCCUUUUGAUUCUACGGAAAGAGUUCAAAGCCUCCGUAAGCCAAAAUGGAACACAAUAAACAGAUUCGAAUUUUACUAUUGAACGAAAUGGAGAAGCUAGAGAAGACCCUCUUCAGACUUGAACAAGGGUUUGAACUACAGUUCCGAUUAGGCCCAACUUUACAAGGAAAAGCUGUUACUGUAUAUACAAAUUACCCAUUUCCUGGAGAAGCAUUUAAUCGAGAAAAAUUUCGUUCCUUGGAUUGGGAAAACCCAACGGAGAGAGAAGAUGAUUCCGACAAAUACUGUAAACUUCAUCUGCAGCAGUCUGGAUCUUUUCAGUACUACUUCCUUCAAGGACAGGAGAAAAGCGGCGGGGGCUACAUAGUCGUGGAUCCUGUCCUGCGCAUUGGCUCUGAUAAUCACGUGUUACCCUUGGACUGUGUUACUCUCCAGACGUUCUUAGCAAAGUGUUUAGGACCCUUCGAUGAGUGGGAGAGCCGGCUAAGGGUGGCAAAGGAGUCAGGUUACAACAUGAUUCACUUCACCCCGCUGCAGACUCUUGGACUGUCCAGGUCAUGCUAUUCCCUCGCUGAUCAGUUAGAGUUAAAUCCUGACUUCUCAAGGCCUAAUAAAAGAUAUAGCUGGAAUGAUGUUGGGCAGCUAGUCCAGAAGCUGAAACGGGAGUGGAAUAUUCUUUGUAUUACCGAUGUUGUCUACAAUCAUACUGCUGCCAACAGUAAGUGGAUCCAAGAACAUCCGGAAUCUGCAUACAAUCUUGUAAAUUCUCCACACUUGAAACCUGCCUGGGUCCUAGACAGAGCACUCUGGCACUUGUCCUGUGAUGUGGCAGAUGGGAAGUACAGAGAAAAAGGAGUCCCUGCUUUGAUUGAAAAUGAUCAGCACCUGAACUGCAUUCGAAAAAUAAUUUGGGAGGACGUUUUCCCAAGGAUUCAACUCUGGGAGUUUUUCCAAGUAGAUGUUCACAAAGCAGUUGAACAAUUUAGAAGACUGCUCACUCAAGAAAACAGAAGAGUAACGAAAUCUGAACCAAAAGAACAUCUUAAGAUUAUUCAGGACCCUGAAUUCAGGCGGCUAGGCUGUGCUGUAGAUAUGAACGUCGCUCUGGCCACUUUUAUACCACAUGACGACCGGCCAGCUGCAAUUGAGGAGUGCUGUAAUUGGUUCCGUAAGAGACUCGAGGAGUUAAAUUCAGAGAAGCACCACCUCACCAGCUGUCAUCAGGAACAGGCAGUUAAUUGUCUUUUGGGAAACGUGUUUUAUGAGCGACUUGCGGGCCAUGGCCCUAAACUCGGACCCGUCACCAGGAAGUAUCCUUUGGUUACCAGGUAUUUUACUUUCCCCUUUGAAGAAAUGGCCUUAUCCACAGAAGAAUCCAUGAUUCACCGCCCAGAUAAAGCCUGUUUUCUGAUGGCACACAAUGGAUGGGUGAUGGGCGAUGACCCGCUUCGGAACUUUGCUGAGCCAGGUUCAAACGUUUAUUUGAGGAGAGAACUUAUUUGCUGGGGUGACAGUGUUAAACUGCGCUAUGGGAAUAAACCCGAGGACUGCCCGUAUCUGUGGGCACACAUGAAGAAAUACACCGAGAUAACUGCCACUCACUUCCAGGGAGUUCGUCUUGACAACUGCCACUCCACGCCUCUCCACGUGGCUGAGUACAUGCUGGAUGCUGCUAGGAAAUUACAGCCCAAUCUUUACGUAGUGGCUGAGCUGUUCACAGGAAGCGAAGAGCUGGACAACAUCUUCGUAACGAGACUGGGCAUCAGUUCCUUAAUAAGAGAGGCUAUGAGCGCAUAUAACAGUCAUGAAGAGGGCAGACUGGUCUACCGGUACGGAGGGGAGCCCGUCGGAUCCUUCGUUCAGCCCUGUUUGAGGCCGCUGAUGCCAGCUAUCGCACAUGCCCUGUUUAUGGACAUAACCCACGAUAAUGAGUGUCCAAUUGUGCACAGAUCAGCCUAUGAUGCUCUUCCAAGUACCACAAUUGUUUCCAUGGCAUGCUGUGCUAGUGGAAGUACGAGAGGCUACGAUGAGCUGGUGCCUCAUCAGAUUUCAGUGGUUGCUGAAGAACGAUUUUACACUAAGUGGAAUCCUGGGGCAUCACCAUCAGAUACAGGAGAUGUUAGUGUCCAUAGUGGGAUCAUUGCAGCCAGAUGUGCCAUCAAUAGACUCCAUCAAGAGCUUGGUGCCAAGGGCUUCAUUCAAGUGUAUGUGGACCAAGUGGAUGAGGACAUAGUGGCAGUAACACGGCACUGCCCGAGCAUCCAUCAGUCUGUGGUGGCUGUAUCGAGAACUGCUUUUAGGAAUCCCAAGACUUCAUUUUACAGCAAAGAAGUGCCCCAGAUGUGCAUCCCUGGCAAAAUUGAAGAGGUAGUCCUGGAAGCUAGAACUACUGAGAGGAAUACAAAGCCUUAUAGGAGAGACGAGAAUUCAAUCAAUGGGAUGCCGAACAUGACUGUGGAGCUUAGGGAACAUAUCCAGCUUCAUGAAAGUAAAAUUGUCAAACAAGCUGGAGUUGCCACAAAGGGUCCCAAUGAAUAUAUUCAGGAAAUUGAAUUUGAAAACCUAUCUCCAGGAAGCGUUAUUAUAUUCAGAGUUAGUCUUGAUCCGCAUGCUCAAGUUGCUGUUGGAAUUCUUCGGAGCCACCUGACGCAGUUCAGCUCUCACUUUAAAUCUGGAAGCCUUGCUGUUGACAACGCGGAUCCUAUAUUAAAAGUCCCCUUCGCUUCCAUUGCCUCUAAAUUGACUUUGGCUGAGCUAAAUCAGGUUCUUUACCGAUGCGAGUCAGAAGAACAAGAAGACGGUGGAGGUUGCUAUGACAUACCAAACUGGUCAUCCCUUAAGUAUGCAGGUCUUCAAGGAUUAAUGUCCGUGUUGGCAGAAAUAAGACCAAAGAAUGACUUGGGGCAUCCUUUCUGUGAAAACUUGAGGUCCGGAGACUGGAUGAUCGACUAUGUCAGCGGCCGGCUUAUUUCGCGAUCAGGAAGUAUUGCUGAAGUUGGUAAAUGGUUGCAGGCUAUGUUCUUCUACCUGAAGCAGAUCCCACGAUACCUCAUCCCAUGUUACUUUGAUGCUAUAUUAAUUGGUGCAUAUACCACUCUGCUGGAUGUAGCAUGGAAACAGAUGUCAAGCUUUGUUCAGAAUGGGUCGACCUUCGUGAAGCACCUGUCCCUGGGUUCUGUGCAGAUGUGCGGAGUCGGGAAGUGCCCUUGUCUGCCGCUGCUUUCUCCCUCGCUCCUGGAUGUGCCCUGCAGGUUAAAUGAGAUCACAAAGGAGAAGGAGCAGUGCUGUGCCUCCCUGGCUGCAGGCUUACCUCACUUUUCUUCUGGUCUUUUUCGAUGCUGGGGGAGGGAUACUUUCAUUGCACUUCGAGGGAUGCUGCUGGUUACUGGACGCUACCUGGAAGCCAGGAAUAUUAUUUUAGCGUUUGCUAGUACCCUGAGGCACGGUCUCAUUCCUAACCUCCUUGGUGAAGGGACGUAUGCCAGGUACAACUGCCGGGAUGCGGUGUGGUGGUGGCUGCAGUGCAUUCAGGACUAUUGCGGGAUGGUUCCGAACGGUCUAGACAUCCUCAGAUGCCCAGUGUCCCGAAUGUAUCCAACAGACGAUUCCGCACCCUUGCCUGCUGGGACACUGGAUCAGCCUUUGUUUGAAGUCAUACAGGAAGCUAUGCAAAGGCACAUGCAAGGCAUCCAGUUCCGAGAGCGGAACGCCGGCCCACAGAUCGAUCGAAACAUGAAGGACGAGGGUUUCAACAUAACUGCAGGGAUUGAUGAAGAAACAGGAUUUGUUUAUGGAGGAAAUCGCUUCAACUGUGGCACGUGGAUGGAUAAAAUGGGAGAGAGUGACCGAGCUAGAAACAGGGGAAUCCCAGCCACCCCAAGAGAUGGGUCUGCUGUGGAAAUCGUGGGAUUGUGUAAAUCUGCUGUCCGUUGGCUGCUGGAAUUGUCUAAGAAAAAUGUCUUUCCCUAUCAUGAAGUCAGAGUAAAAAGACAUGGAAAGGUUGUAGCAGUGUCGUAUGAUGAAUGGAACAGAAAAAUACAGAACAAUUUUGAAAAGCUGUUUCAUGUUUCCGAAGACCCUUCAGACCCUAACGAGAAGCAUCCAAAUCUGGUUCACAAACGUGGCAUCUACAAGGACAGUUAUGGUGCCUCAAGUCCUUGGUGUGACUAUCAGCUCAGGCCCAAUUUUACCAUAGCAAUGGUCGUGGCCCCUGAACUCUUUACUGCUGAAAAGGCUUGGAAGGCUUUGGAAAUUGCAGAAAAAAAAUUGCUUGGUCCCCUUGGCAUGAAAACUUUAGAUCCAGAUGACAUGGUUUACUGUGGAGUUUAUGACAACGCCUUAGACAACGACAACUACAACCUAGCCAAAGGGUUCAACUACCACCAAGGACCUGAGUGGCUGUGGCCAAUUGGGUAUUUUCUUCGUGCAAAGUUGUAUUUUUCCAGAAUGAUGGGCCCAGAGACGACUGCAAAGACUAUAUUUUUGGUUAAAAAUGUUCUUUCUAGACAUUAUGUUCAUCUUGAGAGAUCCCCAUGGAAAGGACUCCCCGAGCUCACCAAUGAGAAUGGCCAGUACUGCCCUUUCAGCUGUGAGACACAGGCAUGGUCGAUGGCUGCUGUUCUCGAAACCCUCUAUGAUUUAUAGUUGGCUCGUAGAUAUUUAGUAAUUGUGUGAACACUUGACAUUACUGAAUGCAAGGUCAUAAAGAAAUGUAAGCUCAACUCAUUUUAAAAAUCUCAUUCAUAACCAGGGAAUAGUGCCACAAGCCUUUGCUCCCAGCACUUGGGAGGCAGAGGCAGACAGAUCUCUUGAGUUGGAGGCCAG
This is a messenger RNA of Arvicanthis niloticus (Nile rat), 4915 nucleotides long. The record is from RefSeq and is a predicted model, not a curated record. Lineage: Eukaryota; Metazoa; Chordata; Mammalia; Rodentia; Muridae.